Molecule: messenger RNA, 2313 nt
Organism: Galleria mellonella (greater wax moth)
Lineage: Eukaryota; Metazoa; Arthropoda; Insecta; Lepidoptera; Pyralidae
Exons: 10
Coding region: 192-1844 (550 amino acids)
Source: RefSeq, a predicted model, not a curated record
AUUAGAUUCAAUUCACCUCACUACCAUCACAGAUAAUAUAAUACAAUUACCAAACUGCAUCUUCACAAUCCUGCCACGUUGUACACAUAGAGACAUAUUAGUAUUUGCUCCUCAAAUUCAAUAUCCAACCGGUAACAUGCCGGCACGCACGCGUGCACGCUUCCCGCCAUUAUUUGCCGCCAAUCGACAAUAUGGCGCUGACGAGCGCGGUCGCCAACGCCGCCGCCGCCGCCGCCGCCGGGGCAGGCAAGAAGGCCGCACAGGUCCAGUUGCAGGCCGAGCUCAACAAUGAUGAUGAGUGGCAUAAAUUCAUGCAGAGAGAAGGAUUGCUUGUGAUAGAUGUGUAUUCGGAAUGGUGUGGACCAUGCAUCGGCAUGGUGGGGAAUUUGAAGAAGAUCAAGGUGGAACUGGGAGGAGACAACCUGCACUUGGCCGUGGCAAAAUCAGACAACAUAGAAUGCCUGAAGCGGUUCAGAAAACGCAGCGAACCCACGUGGAUGUUUCUUGCGGGCGGACAACUGCUGAACGUGAUGUUCGGUGCGGACGCUCCUCGCCUCACGCGGACUAUAGAACAGGAACUGCGCAACGAAGAGCAGGUGCAGACAGGGGAGAGGGGACGACCGCUGAGAGCUCCGCACGAGCUCACCCCGCCUGAACAGGAAGUAGCUACAGCCCAAGAGAAGAUAUAUCAAGAGAGAAGACAAAAAGAAAUCGCGGCGAUCGAGGCGGCCCGUACCGCCCGUCGGGAAGACAGGGCCAAGCGCCUGGAAGCAUAUUUCAAUGACAUAUGCCCGGCACUGAUGACGCCGGUGGCCCAAAAACAUUUGAGAAGAGUGUCCGAUGCUUUGGAACCGAUUGGAGUGAUAGUUGCAGACAAAUGCCCCCUUGUAGUGGGCAAGGACGGAGCCAAAAGGUUGGCGGUGGAGGACCCUGAGUUCGGGGACGAAGCUGUGGUAGCCCUACUGGCGGAGAGACCAGCUCUCGCGCUGUUGCUGAAGAAGGCACCUGACAAGGAAGGCAGUGUUAUCGAACUAACUCGUCGUGCUCUGUACGGAGACGGCGAAGAAGACCAGGAGACCAAGAGAUACCCGGCUGAAGAACUAUAUAUAGACGGUGUCCCUGGUAUAUUUGUACCCAAAGACAGACACCAGAGGGCUGCUGCGUUGGACCUGCUCUUCCCGAAGAUGGUGGGAGCCGUGCUAGAGCCGCCGGCGGUAGCGGAGCCCCCGCACGUGGCGAUGAUUUUCGGCGCGUGGCAGCGGCGCGCCGUGCUGGCCGCGGCCGCCGCCCCCCGCGUCAGCUCCAGGGUACUUCGCUGCGGGUUCUUCGCCGACGCCGACGUCAACGAGCCGAAGCUACUAUGCAAGACUGUUGAUAAAUACGACGAGAAACUGGACAAAGACUAUUGUGAGACCAUGGUAGUGAUGGUAGCCAUGGGAUUAGCUGAGCCUGAACUAGCCGAGCCCGGCGACAUUCCCCCCGAGGGUCCCCCCGUCGAGCUGCUGGCCCUGGGCCCCCUACAUGUGAGCGCUGACAUUGUGGUCGGGGAGGAGGAAUGCGCCAGGUUCUUCCCGUCGGGGUACAACGAGCCGGAGGUCAAGCCCAAGCCGAAACCGAAGAAGAAAAAGAAGAAGCGCAACGAGACCAAAGAAGAGACGAUCGACUCAACAGGAGUGUCGGCCAGCGAGGCUGCCGAGGCGGAGGCCGGCGCCGAGCCCGACAGCCUGGCCGACGCCGACGACGCGGCCGACGGCGACGACGCGGCCGACGCCGAGCCCGACGACGACGACCCCGCCGCACUCGACAAGGCUACGUCCCCGCCGCCCGCCACGCCGCAUUCAUAGGCACAUUGUUGUUUUUUUUUUUAAGUUUUUACACUGAUACUGUCAAUUGUGGUAAUUUUGUAUUCAGUUUGUUUUUUUUUUUUUAAUUUUGGUUAUUUUUUUUUUUUAUAAUUUUCAAUCAGUGUAUUGAGUCUCCCAUCCGAAAAAUGGGUAUUGGCGACGAAACAAUUGAACAAGAAGUGAUUGUAAUUUAGCUUGCAAAAUUUGACCUAAACAAAUAGAAAUAACUUACAAAUAUAGAAAAAACUUGCGAAAAAAAUAGGUAUACAUGUAUUUAUCAACACGUUGACUGCCAACUACGGGAUAACUCGUAGGUUGCGUUCUUUUCUAGGACGCCAACUACUUACCAUUUUUGUGCAGCUACGAUUAAAUUCAGAAUAUAUCAAUGCUAAUAUCGAUAGAUGGGGGGGAAAGGGAUUGUUAGUAAUGGGGACUAAGGACUACAUUGCUAGCAAUAUAUCUAACCAGG